Nymphalis io (European peacock) is the source of this 5193-nucleotide messenger RNA. It is a transcript of the gene sns, whose product is annotated as nephrin. Gene Ontology annotation, molecular function: cell adhesion molecule binding. Bases 372 to 4604 code for a protein of 1410 amino acids. Lineage: Eukaryota; Metazoa; Arthropoda; Insecta; Lepidoptera; Nymphalidae. Gene Ontology annotation, biological process: cell-cell adhesion. Gene Ontology annotation, cellular component: cell-cell junction. The transcript has 29 exons. The record is from RefSeq and is a predicted model, not a curated record.
GUUCGGACGUGUGACACGCCGCGCAGCCGACACCUGUGGCUCAACAAUCAAAAGUAUCAAACGCGCGUUCGAUUCUUUUAGGAUUACAGUGUUAUAGUGAAUUGUGUGUGAAAAUUUAUCAAUGGAGGACUUGUGACCGGUUUUUCUGGACGACGCCGGUCCGCCGUGGGAAAAAAUCCGUGAUCACAAGUCACGAAGAACGAAAUGCGUUGAACUCGGUGAAUUUGUGAUAGUGUGUUGUUGCCAAAGAUUGUUUUUAACAGUUUAGUGGUUUUGACAGUUUAGUGAUUUUGACAGCUUAGUGACAAAUAUGUGGAGGUGAUUUUGACAGGUUAUUAGUUUGAAAGCUAUGUGCUGUGAAGUUAACGAAAAUGUGUUCAAAAUUAGGAUUUGCCGUCGCCAUUUUGUGUGCACUCACGACAAUCAACUGCUUUCAACAGCAAUAUUUUCGAGUACCACCAAAAAGCCUUCGAGUUCAAGAAGGUUCAGAAGCGGUAUUAGAGUGUGCUGUAGCGAAUUUAGCUGGACAGGUGCAAUGGGCUAAGGAUGGAUUCGCUUUGGGGUUCUCAUCGGUGAUCCCAGGGUACCCACGUUUCACGAUGUUCGGGGAUAGACGCCACGGUGUCUACAACUUGCGAAUCGUCAACGUGACUCUGGAGGACGACGCGGAAUACCAGUGUCAAGUUGGUCCAGCGCAGAUGCACAAAGUAAUAAGGGCAAACGCAUCUCUGACUGUUAUAUCUCCCCCAAAUGCGGUAGAAAUAGUCAAUCAUCCUCACAACUCAAAGCUUGAAGUGAAAGAAGGGGAGGAUGUGGUUCUCGAGUGCCAAGUCAAGAAUGCCAAGCCAGCUGCCAAGAUCGUGUGGUUUAGGGGUAACCAAGAAAUCAAAGGCGAAAAAGUGUCAAGUGAGGAGAUAAAGGAAGUCGAAGGUCCAACUGGGAACCCGAAAUCGAUGAGAUACACAACAAUAUCCAGGGUUCAUUUUAAAGCGGCAGCGGAUGACGAUUAUGCUGAUUUUACAUGCGAAGCGAAACAUGAAGCAUUGCAGAGGGAUAUGCCAAUGCGCAGUACUGUGCAGCUCAGCGUCCUAUAUCCACCAGGCGCACCCUACAUAGAGGGCUAUGCGGAGGGCGAAACGGUCAGGCGAGGACAGAGCCUAGAACUGGUCUGCAGAAGUCGGGGUGGUAACCCACCAGCCCAGCUCAUCUGGUACAAGAACGGAGAACAAAUACGAAUGGCGUACAGAACAAGCGGGAGGAUGUCGGAAAACGUGCUAUCGUUCAAGGCCGAUGCUUCUGAUAACAAAGCUCGCUAUUCUUGCGAAGCUAAAAACAUCAUGAUAAGCAAUACAUUAAAAGCCGAGAUAGAUCUCACAGUUCUAUUUGCACCGUCCCACGUCACAAUAUCUGGACCAUCAGAAGCGCGUGUCGGCGAUCCUGUACCUUUGAGCUGCAGUACAGCACCAUCGAAUCCAGCAGCUGACAUCAAGUGGUUGGUGCUGGGAAAACAUCACAGGGAAGCAAGCAAUCGAACCGUGAUAUCCCCUGAAGGUGGUUGGAUCACCACAUCCAACAUAACGGUAGUUGUGGAACCUAAUCGACGUUCGAUAGUCGUGGUAUGUCACGGUAUUAAUGGUCAGCUAACGGAGAAUGUUGUAGCCACGCAUACCAUCAACGUGUUAUAUCCGCCAUCAGCUCCAAUGAUAACAGGUUACAUUCCCGGAACGACACUAUCAGCUGGCACAGUGCAGAAGCUAUCUUGCAUCUCAUCUGGCGGGAACCCUCUGGCCACACUGACUUGGUUUAAGAAUGAUAAAAAGAUACAUUCAACAACAAAAACCACAGAUAAAUCCGUGUCAGCUGAGAUAUCGAUCCUAACCAAUGUGACUGACAACCAAGCCCAGUACAGGUGCGAAGCGACAAAUACUGCUACUGAGAUCCCGUUGUUUGAAACUGUCACUCUUAAUGUACACUUUGCACCGGAAGCUGUGAAAGUGAGAGCCGAUCCGCAAGAACUCAAACCAGGAAUCGAAGCUACAUUAUUCUGCGACGCAGCCUCCAGUAACCCACCAGCUACGUUAUCGUGGUGGCGUGAUGGUAUUCCCGUACAAGGUCUCCCAAUGCAGCUGAAAAAUGGCCUACACGGUGGCACGGUGUCCACUAUAGAACUGAAAUUGAACAUCACGAAGGACCUAAACAGCGCUGUGUAUACUUGUCAAGCGAUGAAUGAAGCGCUGCAGCGGAGUGUACACGAUGCAUUAACACUGAAAGUUCUUUAUGCGCCAAUCUUCGACGAAACGACCCCAUACACGACAGUGGGAGUAGAAAACGAACCAUUGGUCAUCAUGCUCCGAGCUGAUGGUAAUCCACCGAGCAUCGCGUAUACCUGGACUAAAGACGGCCUGCCCAUUACACCAUCUUCGUACAGCACUUCAAACGACAGAAUCAUUUCCGAGGGUAGUAUGUUGAAUAUGACUCGACUUACACGUCACGACGCCGGUAUAUACACGUGCGAAGCUGUCAACUCCCAGGGCGCAGCUACCGUCAACAUAACAGUUAACGUACAUUUCCCAGCCGAAAUCAAAUCAGCGACACAAAAUGGGUUAUCUAAUCCAAACGAGAACGCGGUACUUGCGUGCACGGCCGCGGGAAAUCCCCUAACAUCUGAUCAUAUAAAGUGGCAACGUAAAGGCUACGACAUACCACCAAGAUCCGUAACAUUUGAGCCCCGUAAUCAAACCAGCUACCUUACCAUCGAAGGAGCAACGAGAGAAGACGUUGGUAAUUUCCAGUGUAUCGUCAAUAAUGGUAUAGGUGGUGAUACCACUCAGGAAGUGAUGCUAGUUGUCAAAUUUAAACCAGAAAUGGAUAUAUCGCCAAACUUGGCCAAAUCUGCGUCCAAUACUGGUCAUGUUGGACGAUUAACUUGCAAAUGCACAGCGGCCCCGGCGCCUAACUUCACAUGGUCCAAGAACGGUGCCAAGUUGCCAGUCAAUACUUCAACGAAAUACUUCGCUGAAUUCCACAAGACUGACCCCAUAACAUAUACAUCAGUUCUACUCAUAAACGAUAUCGGGUCAUCUGAUUACGGCUCUUAUGAAUGUGGGGCUAGAAAUGAUUUGGGUUUCAGCACAACAUCCGUUAAGUUGGAUGUAACAAGCGCACCAGAUCCAGUAAUAUCGAUAAUGGUUACAAAUGUCACCCAUAACUCUGUGACUGUAUCGUGGGUCCCAGGAUUUGACGGCGGGUUAUUCUCGUGGUACAGAAUACGAUAUAGAAAAAUAAACGAAGAUACGUAUAGAUAUGAAGACGUGACGCCCAGAAACUCGACUGUGUACACAGUCCACGGUCUAGAAAGGCACACGGAUUACGUGUUUUCAGUGAUGGCCCUCAACAAGCUGGGCCAAAGCAAAUACCGACCAGAUGACACCAAAGUUACAACUCUUACUUCGUCAGAAGUAAGUGAGCUAAACGUAGUUUCCACAGAGUUUGUAGAAACGGCAGACGCGUCGAAACUAGUCAUUGUAUUCGUCUCAGUAAUAGUUAUUGCUAUUUUAGUUUUUGGUAACGCCGCUUUCGUUGCAUGUUUUAUUUUCAAAAGACGAUCUAGACGGUUAAAAGAACAAGCUGGUCAGUCUUCUAAAUCAGCGACUAUUGAAAUGUAUGCACCAUCAUCUUACAAUGACACGAUGACGGGAGAAACACUCAGCUCUGUGUCGGAGAAAUCGGAAACAUACUCCCAAGAUGGGGAUGACAGGCCCCCUCCUCCCAUACCUGAAGUACCUAGCAUGCCGAACAGGCACAUGUUGAAUCAGACGGACGCGUACCUAAUGGGCGAACAGAGCCUCGUCAUUCCCCCGCCCUUGGACUACCCUCCGCCCAACUAUGCUGUCUACGAAGGUGACCACGCCAGGACAUUGCCGCAUCCACACCGACAUAAGGAUAUUAGUGGACAUAGCACCUUGGGACGAAGUGCUGGUAAACAGAACUAUGUUCCGGCGCCGAGUCCCAUGCCGCCAUUAGACGGUUCCUACUACAACAUGGCAUCAGAUAGGUACCUAUCCUAUCCACCUCUGAUUGGUGAAUACUUACAACAGCAAGCCGGUCGCACGCCCACACCACCGCAGCAAUACUCGUCAGGAAUACCAAAACCACAUAUUAUUAAUGGAGUCCCAUCAUCCCCUUCGCAUAUAACCAGUCCACCCCUUAAUAUGGGCUUAGAUGAUUAUACACAAGGUCUAGACAGGCAGUCAGCGGGCGGUACACUUAGACGGCAAAGAUUCGACAAAAUGGCGGUGCCCCCGCCUGACGUAACCGUGCUUCACCAAGGGAAUUGCACGCAGCACCUUCCAAUGAACCAAACGCCAUCGGUUAAACAGCCGCAGUCGAUUUUAAAAGAUCCGUCUAGACAUAAAUACGGCAACCAAUAUGGUAGCCCGAUAUCAUCAAGCACACCGCAGAAUAGUAAUUCAAGUCAGAUUUUGACCGUGCAGAAUCUCACAUCGGACGUACCACAGUACGGCACAAUCAAGAAAGACAAUAAAAAACAAAACGUAACGAUAGACGAAUCGUACAAUAAAAGAAACGAAACACACGUAGUCUAAACUAAUUGACAAAGUGAAGUGAUCGUUAAUUACACAAGUGAAAGCAACUGCUCGUGUUUAACAGUGCAAAGUGAUGUUAUAAAGUGAAACGGUGAGUGGACUGAAUCUAUUGUAAAUAGAUGAACUAGUGAAAUAAUUAGAUAGUUUUAAAAUUUCAUUGAUUGUGAUACCAAUGAUUAAACAUUUCGUGACAGAAUGAUGUGUCCAUGGUUUUUAGAUAGUAUCAAGAUAUAUCUUAAGAAUUAUAGCCUAUAAUGUCAAGAUAAAAUUCAAAAUGGCUACGUCUGGUUGUAAUGAUCGUUUGACUGACUUAUCAAUAUAACGAUUGUAUUUUUUUUCUUUUGUAAUUAGGCGAAACGUCCAAAAGACACGUGUUACAGACGAGUGUAAUGUAACGAAUUUAAUGUUAAUUAAAACUAUAUAAAUACUUGUAAUUUCAUCUAAAUAAUUUGCAAAUUAAAUUUUUAACGAUUCCCUACGAAGGAUCUCUUUUUUGGUUAAGUUUUUAAUAAUAUACUUAUAGUAAACAUUGUUACGUAAAGAAAUUUGAUUAUCUUUUAAAAAUAUAUUUAUGGGAAAAUUUUAAAUU